Messenger RNA from Dacryopinax primogenitus, 1181 nucleotides. Its product is annotated as cytochrome P450. The coding region runs from base 12 to 1181 and encodes 389 amino acids. The record is from RefSeq and is a predicted model, not a curated record. Gene Ontology annotation, molecular function: heme binding; monooxygenase activity; iron ion binding. The transcript has 9 exons. Lineage: Eukaryota; Fungi; Basidiomycota; Dacrymycetes; Dacrymycetales; Dacrymycetaceae.
GCUGGCGGUUGAUGCGAAAAGCUGUGCAUGAACGUCUGAAUGUCCGUGACGUGAAGUCGUUUUGUCCAAUCCAGAAAGAGGAAGCUGCCUCUCUCGCCGAAGGCCUUAUUCUUCACCCGGAGAUAAAAGUAUUCCGUCAUCUACAUCGAGUGGCGGCUUCCAUAGGAUGGCGUGCGUUAUGGGGGUUUCCAACAAUUACAAUAGAUGGCCCUGAUCCUACCCAUCGCUUGGAUGAACUGGGAGAGGAUCUGCUAAAAGCCUCAAUACCAGGAGGAUCUCUUGUUGAUAUCUUUCCUCCAUUGAGGCACAUCAUUCGCCACUCCAGGUAUCUCAUGAGGAAGUCGAACACUUGGUUCGAGGACAUGAACCGACUUUCCAUUCACUUGUAUGACACGUCUUGUUCGUCAAAGGCAAGGCAGGAAUGGGGAAACAGCUUUGGGGCGGCUUUACGAGAUCGGGAGCGGAUCAGUGGACUGUCACCUCAGGAUGAGGCUUGGUUGACUGGGCAGUUGUUCGUUGCAUCCAACGAUACAACAUCGACCUCUUUGGCCUAUUUGGUCUUGGCGAUGGUGUUAUAUCCUUCCCAAUUCAUCAAAGUCAGACAGCAGAUUGAUGCAGUUGUCGGCGAUUCUAUGCCUUCUUUCGAGGACUGGGAGAAACUACCGCUCGUGGAGGCGGUAAUGAAAGAAGGCCUGAGGUGGAGACCGCCUGCACCGCUUGGGGUUCCACAUGUUACUUCAGAGGAUAUCCGUCAUGGCGAAUACUUCUUACCGAAAGGAACGCCAUUAGUUGCUAACCUCUGGACGAUUUCCCGCGAUCCAGCCUUAUACACUAAUGCAGAGGAAUUUGAUCCUUCUCGCUUCAUUCACGAGAACGGAAAGUUGAAGCAAGGCACUCCCGACUCGCACAACGAUUACCUGGCAUUCGGAUUCGGCCGACGAGUAUGCGCAGGCAAGGCGUUGGCUAUCAACUCGGUCUGGAUUUGUCUCGCAACCUUGCUCUGGGCAUUCGAAUUUGAGCCGAUGAAAGAUGCCGAUGGAAAUGACAUUCUGCCCAAUCCAAUGGACUUUGUGGAUUGCGGCGCGACGGUUCGCCCUCUUGCAUUCCCGAUGAAAGUUAUACCCCGCUUCCCCGACCUAUUGCAGAGGAUCAGAGCUUCCAGAGAUCAUAGUAUUAACUGA